ACCGAACGCGGGCCCCAACACUCUCCUGAAAGCUGCGCUUGCAGUGUGUGUGUGUGUCUGCAUUGCACUACUGAUAGCCGUCAUUACGGUCACACACACACGGCUGUGUGUGUUGGUUCUGAGGAUAAUGAGGCUCAGUCCCACGGGGCCGGGUGCUGGAUCCUGCUGUGGUCAUCUGCUGUCCAGUUGUGGACUGAACCAUAAACACAGGCCUUUAAAAGCAAUGCUUGUCUGAUUUCACAACAUACAUACAGUUUUGCACUCACCCAAACUCACUGACACAAAUUCACACAGUUUCACUGACCUCUGCAUGGAGGGUUUACACUGAUCAUGUUUCAGUAUGUUGAAAUAGAUAUUGCAAAAAUGCAUUCAUUGUACUUUUCCUCGCUCAAUAAAAUUAAAAUAAAUUACAUUAAAAACUGUAAAAAAGCGAAAUAUAUUGAAAGCAAACAAAUACACAAAAUAAUUAAUAUUUUGUUCCAGAAUUUGUUCGAUUUCAUUUUAAAUUCCAAGUAAAUGACAAUAUAAAGGAACUAGAUCCCAUCCUUCGACGAAGAUGUAACCAUUGCAAGCAGUGCACAGGGAUAGUUUGUUUAAAUUAAAAAAAAAUUUGUAAAAAGCUAGUUAUAUCUAAUAUAUUAAUGUAAUAUAUUCAGAUAUAUUUCAUUUAAUUUUAAUUUACUUUAAUUUAAAAACCAAGCACAGUCGAAUAAACAGGUCAAACAAACAAGCAAGAAAGAGAAAAUGUAACUCAAAAGUAACAAACAUUUUAUUUUCCAUAAAAAUUAACACUGUAACCUAAUUAGCUGUUUUUUUAAGAAGUAACACUAAUUUUACUUUUCCCCUGCCCAGUUUGUAGUGCAGCUUCUUUGGAAUGUGUGUAGUAGAGCAUGCACUAUGUUUUUGUCCUGUGACAUCCAGAGCAUGGACAGCUGAAGCCUGAGCACAGUGGGGUGCGUGUGUGUGUGUGUGUGUGUGUUUGUUCAUUCGUAGCGCGGUGUUUGGCAAUAAUUUCAGGGCAUAGUUGUCUUGACUGGUUUACUUGACAGAUUUUUUUUUUCUCCCCCUGUAGUGUCACACAAAGCAAGCGAUGAAGACGUUUGCCUUACCCCACAUUGUAUUGAAGCAGCCGGUUCUAUUCUGAGUAAGAUGGAUCAGUCUGUUGAUCCAUGUGAUGACUUCUACCAGUACGCGUGCGGAGGCUGGCUCCGGGAUAACCCCAUUCCGGAAGACUUAUCCAGCUAUGGGAUUUACCCGUGGCUCAGACAGAAUGUAGACCUCAAGCUGAAAGAGUUGUUAGAGCAGCCCAUCCAAGGCGAAGACAUCGAGGCAGUGAAGAAGGCCAAAGUCCUCUACACGUCCUGCAUGAAUGAAUCUAUCCUGGAGAUUGAGGAUGCCAAACCUCUGCUGAAGAAUUUACAGCAGAAAGACUUCCGCUGGCCCGUUCUAGGCGAUGCGUUGGGCUCUUCCUCGCGGUGGGUGGAGUCUCAGUUUAACCUGCUGGAGACACUGGCACAGAUACGCAGUCAGCACAGCAAGUCUGUCCUUAUACGGCUUUUUGUCUCUCCUGAUGACAAGAACUCCAACCAGUACAUCAUCAAGCUGGAUCAGGCCUCUUUGUCACUGUCAUCCAGAGAAGAUUACAUCACCAACACAACUGAGGCACAAAUGUAUCGAGAAGCUCUUUUAAGGUUGAUGGUCGACGUUUCUGUCAUGCUCGGAGCCGAUGAACGGGCUGCUGAGGCUCAGAUGAAAUCGGUGCUUGAUUUUGAAAUGAAACUUGCAAAGAUCGUGAUCCCCUAUGAAAACCGCACCAGUGAGAACAUGUACAACAAGUAUAGUUUGUCUAAACUGCAGCGCACUAUUCCAGAUUUUAACUGGCUGGGUUUUGUCAGAGCAGUGAUUGACACUGAGCUGUACCCAGACCUGAAAAUCUCCUCUUCAGAGCAGGUGAUCGUCCGUGCCCCACAACACUUUAAAGACCUCUUCAAACUCAUCAACGUCACAGAAACCAGGACAGUUGCCAAUUACGUCAUAUGGAGAUCAGUAUUUUCCCGAAUCACCACGUUGAGCCGACGCUUUCUCUACAGAUACCUGGACUUUGCUCGGGUUAUCUCGGGGACCACCUCUCUGACCCCUCGCUGGGACAAGUGUGUAAAUUAUGUAGAAAACACACUCAUCUAUGCCACCGGUAGGCUCUUUGUCGAUAAGCAUUUCCAGGAGGACAAAAAACACAUGAUGGAGGAAUUGAUAAAUGGUAUCCGGUGGGCGUUUAUCGACAUGCUAGAGAAGGAGAAUGAGUGGAUGGACGAAGAAACAAAGAAAAAAGCAACAGAGAAGGCUCACUCAGUCUUGGCGAAAGUGGGUUACCCAGACUUCAUCCUAAAUGACACCUAUAUUAACGAGGACAUCAAACGAUUGUCGUUCACUCCGACGGACUACUUUGGGAAUGUCAUGCAGACCCUGAAGUUCAUAGCUCAGUCUGACAUCGCCUGGCUGAGGAAAAAAGUCCCACGCACAGAGUGGUUCACCAACCCAACUACAGUAAAUGCAUUCUACAGCUCCUCUACCAACCAGAUCAGAUUCCCUGCAGGAGAACUUCAGAAGCCAUUUUUCUGGGGACUAGACUAUCCUCGAUCACUGAGCUAUGGAGCGAUCGGUGUAAUUGUGGGGCAUGAACUGACCCAUGGAUUUGAUAACAAUGGUAGAAAAUAUGACAAAGAUGGGAACUUGGACCAAUGGUGGAGCAACUCCUCCAUCAACCUCUUCACCGAAAAGACAAAAUGCAUGAUUGACCAGUACGACAGCUACUACUGGAAGGAGGCAGGACUAAAUGUCAAGGGGAAGAGGACACUGGGAGAGAACAUUGCUGACAAUGGAGGGAUGAGAGAAUCUUUCAGGGCCUACAGGAGAUGGAUCGAGAAAGAGAGAGGAAACGAGGAGCCUCUCCUACCUGGUGUGGGUCUGACCAAUAACCAGCUGUUCUUCCUCAGUUAUGCCCAUGUUCGCUGUAACGCCUACAGACCAGAAGCAGCACGUGAUCAGAUCCAAAGUGGAGCUCACAGCCCUCCUAAAUAUCGGGUUAUCGGGGCUAUGAGCAACUAUGAAGAGUUCCGUAAAGCUUUUAACUGCCCCGAGACGUCAGUCAUGAACAGAGGGGCGGAGUCGUGUCGAGUGUGGUAAUGAAAGUAAGGACCCUGUGAAGAAUUCAAUCACGGCACAACCCAAACCUCCAUAUUUUGUCCCGUUCACUGGUUUCUAUAGAGAAACAGCGGUUACUAACACUGACCACUGCAGUGCCUGGCCCUCCUUCAGCCACUGGAAUACUGUACACUCCUGAGAGCUUUCGGCCAGAUCUGCGUUUUACUGUCAGACCUCAAUUAUAAUGUGCAAAUGGUAAACGGACCACACAAAUUCCCUUGAGGCCUUCCUUUGGUUCAUCACUGUUUUUUACUCAAACAAAUUUGGUCGCACUGUUGCUUUAAGAGUGCUAUAAAUUAUUAUUUUUGUUGUUGUUGAUAACAGUUAACAUUGUCUGUCGUUUUAUUUUAUUGAACACGCUAGUAAAUAAUUAUUGUUUUCCUGAGGUUUUCGAACUGUGUGGUGUGUUUGUUUUGUUUUUUUGCAGAGAAACAAAUUUGUUUUGGUGUAUUUUACAUGUUCAUGAUGAAACGGAAGUAGCGACAGUAUAAUUAUCGAAGAAUAAAAAAUGUAGGAUGGGA
This is a messenger RNA of Pimephales promelas (fathead minnow), 3722 nucleotides long. The record is from RefSeq and is a predicted model, not a curated record. Lineage: Eukaryota; Metazoa; Chordata; Actinopteri; Cypriniformes; Leuciscidae.